Molecule: messenger RNA, 496 nt
Organism: Caenorhabditis sp. 36 PRJEB53466
Lineage: Eukaryota; Metazoa; Nematoda; Chromadorea; Rhabditida; Rhabditidae
Source: the annotation of a GenBank genome assembly
AUGCCACUCCCUGUUUUCCCGAUUUUCUUUAGUUUUUUGUUUUGUCUUAAAAGCGGUAAGCAUUUUGUGUUCAUUUUCAUAUUCCGAGAGCGUUUUUUUUUAGAUUCCACUCAAUGUCGAUCGGAGUCCUGGAUUUUUCUGAAUUUUUCGGAAAUUUCCAAAAAAUUUGCGCGUACUGAGUCAGAAAGGUGAGUCAAAAUUGAGAAAAAACCACAGACUUCACAAAACGCCCAAAAAAAAGCAGCGAAGAAGCGGCUUUCGAAAAAAAAUAGUUUGUAAUAAUAAUUUCAGUUCGCGACCUGCUCCAAUUCCUCUUCAGCACCUACGCAUCCCCAAAACGCGACAACAAAGGACGGAAGGCCCGUGGAUGAGGAAGCGUCAUCCUUUCCUGGAGGAACGCACUAAACUGCGUCGUCACAGUCUUCUCCAAAUUGAAAAAGAGCGCAGGACCCUCGUUUCGAGAGCUCAUCACAACGUUUUUAAUUUUAUUGAAUAA